Messenger RNA from Linum trigynum, 1281 nucleotides. NCBI's taxonomy places the organism in Eukaryota, Viridiplantae, Streptophyta, Magnoliopsida, Malpighiales, Linaceae. The record is from the annotation of a GenBank genome assembly.
AUGAGGGUGGCGGUGGUGGGCGGCGGGAUAAGCGGACUGGGCGCGGCCACCGUGGUCGCGAAAGCGGCGGCGGCGGCGGAGGUGGUUGUGUACGAGAAGGAAGAGUGGCUGGGAGGACAUGCCAAAACUGUCAAUUUCGAUGGCGUGGAUUUGGACCUUGGCUUCAUGGUUUUCAACCGAGUGACAUACCCAAACAUGAUGGAGAUGUUUGAGAGCCUUGGAGUUGACAUGGAGUUAUCAGACAUGUCCUUCUCAGUUAGCCUGGACCAAGGCAAAGGCUGUGAAUGGGGCAGCCGAAACGGCCUCUCGGGAUUGUUCUCACAGAAGAAGAAUGCUGUCAAUCCAUACUUCUGGCAAAUGAUUCGAGACAUCGUCAGAUUCAAAGACGAUGUUCUUAGUUACAUCGAGCAGCUCGAGGACAACCCAUACGAGGAUCGUAGCGAGACAUUGGGUCAGUUCAUCCACUCCCGGGGUUACUCUGAGAUGUUUCAGAAGGCUUAUCUUGUUCCAAUGUGUGGCUCAAUAUGGUCUUGCCCCUCGGAAGGAGUAUUGAAUUUCUCAGCUUACUCAGUGCUCUCUUUUUGCCGUAAUCACCAUCUGCUUCAGCUCUUUGGCAGGCCACAGUGGCUCACUGUUAAAAGGAGGUCACAUUCCUAUGUCAACAAGGUCAGGGAGCAGCUGGAACAACAUGGUUGCCAAAUAAGGACUAGUUCAGAGGUGGUGUCUAUUUCCACUACUAAUGAGGGUUGCACAGUAGUGUGUAAAGAUGGUUCUCGAGAGCUGUUCGAUAGGUGCAUAGUGGCUGUUCAUGCUCCUGAUGCACUGAAGAUACUUGGGGAGCAAGUAACAUCGGACGAGGCUCGAGUUCUCGGCGCUUUCCAGUACAUGUCAAGUGAUAUCUACCUUCACCGCGACACCAAAUUCAUGCCGAGGAAUCCUGCAGCAUGGAGUGCUUGGAAUUUCUUGGGGAGUACGGACACUGAUGUCUCCCUCACUUACUGGCUCAAUGUCCUUCAGAAUCUUGGUGAAACAAGCCAACCUUUCUUAGUGACACUCAAUCCAUAUAACCCACCUGAACAAACCCUUCUGAAGUGGAGAACCAGCCAUCCAGUCCCUUCGGUUGCUGCUUCAAAAGCUGCACUUGAGCUUACCAAUAUUCAAGGCAGGAGAGGGAUCUGGUUUUGUGGAGCAUACUUGGGUUACGGCUUCCAUGAAGAUGGGUUGAAGGUAGUUCUAGCUUUCCUUCUUUGUUUUUUUCCCCCUAUCCCUGCUCAUGAAUGA